AUGGAAGUUUGGAAUCAUACAGGUGUGAAAGAAUUCAUACUGGUUGGCUUAACAGAAAAUCCUAAUUGGCAGGUUCCUCUCUUUUUGCUUUUUUGCAUAAUUUAUUUUAUCAUUCUUUUUGGUAAUUGGGGGAUGAUCUUCCUGAUCUGGUUGCAUGCCCAACUUCAUACCCCAAUGUACUUCUUUCUUAGUAACCUCUCCUUCUGUGACAUCUGCUACUCUACUAUCAUUGCUCCUAAAACGAUCAUCAAUCUCCUAUCAGAACACAAGUCUACUAGGCUGUUUGCCUGUAUUCUGCAGAGUUUCUUUUUUGCAGUAUAUGUAACCACAGAAGUAGUCCUCCUGUCUAUGAUGGCUUAUGAUCGCUAUGUGGCAAUUGCAAACCCUUUAAUGUAUACAGUUAUUAUGACAAAGAGCAUCUGCACUCAAAUGGUUCUUGCAAGUUACUUGGCUGGUCUCAUAAAUUCCAUGAUUCACACAAUAGGUUUACUCAAACUAGAUUUCUGUGGUCCCAACAUUGUGAAUCACUUCUUCUGUGACGUUCCUCCUCUUUUGAAGCUUGCAUGCUCUGAUCCACACAUCAAUGAGAUGCUACUCUUGGUCUUCUCUGGUAUAAUUGCUAUUUCUACUUUCAUCAUCGUCAUGGUAUCCUAUAGCCACAUUAUCAUUGCCAUCCUGAGAAUCCGCUCCGCUGAGGGGAGACGCAAAGCCUUCUCAACUUGUGCCUCACACCUGACAGCUGUGGCAUUAUUUUAUGGAUCAGUGACAUUUAGCUAUAUCCAGCCAAGUUCUCAGUACUCCAUGGAACAGGAAAAAGUUUCUGCUGUGUUUUACACAUUGGUCAUCCCCAUGUUGAACCCUCUGAUUUACAGCCUGAGAAAUAAGGAUGUUAAAGAAGCAAUCCAGAAGUUGAUUUUUGGGAAGAGAAAUGCCUGUUGA
Messenger RNA from Rattus norvegicus (Norway rat), 939 nucleotides. It is a transcript of the gene Or5aq7, whose product is annotated as olfactory receptor family 5 subfamily AQ member 7. The transcript has a single exon. Lineage: Eukaryota; Metazoa; Chordata; Mammalia; Rodentia; Muridae. The record is from RefSeq and is marked reviewed. Gene Ontology annotation, biological process: G protein-coupled receptor signaling pathway; detection of chemical stimulus involved in sensory perception of smell; signal transduction. Bases 1 to 939 code for a protein of 312 amino acids. Gene Ontology annotation, molecular function: G protein-coupled receptor activity; olfactory receptor activity. Gene Ontology annotation, cellular component: membrane; plasma membrane.